This is a messenger RNA of Anopheles maculipalpis, 2043 nucleotides long. It is a transcript of the gene OstDelta, whose product is annotated as dolichyl-diphosphooligosaccharide--protein glycosyltransferase subunit 2. Bases 1 to 1944 code for a protein of 647 amino acids. The record is from RefSeq and is a predicted model, not a curated record. The transcript has 2 exons. Gene Ontology annotation, biological process: protein N-linked glycosylation. Gene Ontology annotation, cellular component: oligosaccharyltransferase complex; membrane. Lineage: Eukaryota; Metazoa; Arthropoda; Insecta; Diptera; Culicidae.
AUGUACGAUAUAAUUCUAUUGGUUGUUCAUUUGGCAGGAUUGCUUUUAUUGAUUGUUCUGUUGUCUACCGGAUUGGCCAUUCCUUCUGCUACACAACGAACCGUGUCUAACCAUCUUACAACACAGGACAAAGAACGAUUCGCGAAAGUUUUCGACGAAGGAUUGAAAUCGAAUGAUCUACAAUCGUUAUACUACGCGUCCGUAAAUGUGGCUCUUCCGGCGGGUGAUGCUGUCAGCACCUGCAAACGCUUAUUAUCGCUGCACAGAGAAUCGAAAUUAAACGAUUUUGAGAAAAAUUUCUACCUUAUUGGUGCGCGGAAGAAUUUUGAUUGCAAGGAAACACUUCCAACGCAGGUCGAAUCCGCUGUUAAAGCCGCGCUCACUAAAGAUGCUUCUACUGCCCAGGAGAUCUACUACAACUUCCACUCUGCCAAGUUAGCUGACCUCACUGUGGAUGAGAAAGUACGUAUCGUGCUCGGAAAAAACUUGCAAACAGUGCUAAAAAAAGACGAUUCAUUAAAUUCACUCGGGCAUGCGUUUGCUGUUGCCGCUGAGUUGGGUACAGCAGGCAGUUUUGCCUACGACCGUAUUGAGGAAGCGUUUGUGCAAGCUGACGAAGUCGAUGGAAGAAUGCUGCAGUUCGAAGGAGGACUAAGCAUUACAGCGCUUGUUGUAAACGGUGGAUUCAAACUUGCCACAAGCCUUUCUAAACCAUUACCAAUUACAACUGAACAAGCAGUUAAAUUUGCCACGUACUUUCUGUCUCGUGUAUCCGUCCAAACACCGAAAGGUGUUAGCCUGUUAUUGGAAGCAUUGAACUUGCUAGCCUCUCAGAAGAUUAUCGCUCCAAUCUGUAUCCGUUUGGCCGACAAUGGUAAACUGCUCCCAGAGUCGCCUGUGCUCAAUGUCCGUGUUUGUGACCUACUCGGAAAACCUGUCUCACCUGCUCCAGUUGCACUGUCAACGACGAUCGUAUCCCGGACGAACAACGAUGUGCUCGUUUCCAAGGUAAAUUUGGUUCCUAACAAAGAUGACUCGACCCUAUUUACGUACAACCUAAAACCGGCAUCUCCUACGCGUGGUCUGUAUCAUGUGGACAUUGAAGUCGCUCCAUCCUACAAGCAACAACUGCAAGUGAGUGUUCUUGGUAAGGUUCGCGUAAGCUCACUGGAAGUUGGUGUAGGUGAUACGGAUAGUGCGGCAUCGAGCGUGAAACGACAUUCGAUAACACAUCCAUCGAAGCUAGCAAUCGUUUUGAAUGCUGAUUCGCAACAGAAGGUAUUGCUGAAGACGGCACUAGUCGACGACGUCAGUGGAAAACCGAUCAACGUUCAUCAGGCUUUUGUGCUAUUGCGCCAUAUGCAAACUCGUCAGGAAAUAAUAUUUGUGGCUGAAACAGAUUCAAGCAAGGCGUAUAAGUUUGAGAUGGAUGUUGGUGCACGAGCUUCGGAUUUUAGAUACAAAAGCGGACUUUACGAGUUGUGCAUGAUUAUUGGAGAUACGCUUUUGUCCAACUCUUUCCGGUGGCAUGUGGCCGAUUUAGAGCUAAAAUUUUCCGUCAAUGAAAGGCAGCAGAAAUCCGGUUCAGCAGACGCUGCCAACUCGCGUAAACUACUACCAGAAAUUGUGCAUCAGUUCCGCACCCCAGAAAAACGUCCUGCUCGCUUCGUAUCUGACCUGUUUACCGUUCUUUGCAUCGCCCCUAUUGUGAUACUAUUCGGUCUGUGGGCCAGACUGGGUGUGAAUGUGAAAAAUUUCCCACUGUCACUCGGUGCACUUGGUUUCCAUCUCGGUUUGGGAGCUAUUCUGGUCUUGUUUGCCAUUUUCUGGCUUCGACUGAACAUGUUUGAAACGAUUCGUUACCUGAUCCCACUAGCACUCUUCACAUUCUUCUGCGGAAAUCGAAUGUUGCGUAAGAUCGCACGGGGUGGCUCUGAAAAGUAAAGUUGAGUCGCACAAUUCUGCUCGUUGAGCCUCUCUUUAGUAUGUGUCGGAUAGUCUUUUAACGAACAAAGGCUUAGCGAUAAGCAAAUUAGAAUAACA